Molecule: messenger RNA, 1245 nt
Organism: Syngnathus acus (greater pipefish)
Lineage: Eukaryota; Metazoa; Chordata; Actinopteri; Syngnathiformes; Syngnathidae
Gene: tusc2b
Product: tumor suppressor 2, mitochondrial calcium regulator b
Exons: 4
Coding region: 219-554 (111 amino acids)
Biological process (GO): regulation of mitochondrial membrane potential; inflammatory response
Cellular component (GO): mitochondrion
Source: RefSeq, a predicted model, not a curated record
AAGAACGUUCGAUGGGUUUUCACGCUAGCAACUACUCUUGCUAGGUCCAGCACAAUACACCCAAAUUAAGUGCGCUGUUAGAUCGAGUUUGUUAGGAAAAACGUCAUUUUUUUCGGAAACGAUCAAGAGCCACGCUCGUUUCCCAGGUAUCACAUCCAGAGGUGUCAUAUUCAACUGAUAAGAGCGACGCCCAAGUAAAUUAUGUGCUGCAGCUGAAGAUGGGUGGCAGCGGCUCCAAAGCCAAAGGAUUUUGGCCUUUCUCUGGUUCAGGCAGUGGUGAUGACCAAGCCAAAGAUGCAAAUGAACAGUCACUGGCAAGAACUCGAAGUUUCCCAAGCGCAACUCCAUUUGUGUUUACCAGGCGAAGCUCUCUGUUCUUGGACGAAGAUGGCGACCUGGCCCACGAGUUCUAUGAAGAGACUAUUGUGACCAAAAAUGGGCGUAAAAAAGCCAAGCUGAAGAGGAUUCACAAAAACCUGACACCUCAGGGAAUGAUAAAGCUGGACUUCCCGUGCAUCCAUGUAGAUUUCCCUGUCGUCCUUUGUGAAGUCUGACGACGUCCAAGACAAACACGCUGUGUCAGCGCCGUCCCGUGGUUUCCCCCCACUCCCUGCAACCAGGAGACCAGAAAUUUUCCGCUAACACACUACACAUCUCUUGAUGUAUUUAAAGUGCGUCUGUGGUCAAGAUGAUGUCAUGUGGGCCGAGCCUCUGCAUGUGAUCUGUUGCUAGCGACGCUUUAUAGAUCACCUAUGGGAGAGAUGGUGGCAAGUUAGAACUCGGUUUACAUGGUUUGUGUGUGUAUGCAUGUACGUAAGUGUGUUGUUGCAGACAUGGGAUAGGUUGGACUCCUGAAUUGAUUGCUGCAGAUUAUUUUCAGGUAUGGAACUUUUUAAGGGGAUUAUUACAGAGUCCUCCCCUCACGUGGUAUUAUCUACAGAAGUAAAGUAGUUGCACACUUAAGCAUUGUUCAUUUUUUCUUUUUCAUCUCAACUUUGCAAUGCAUGGGAAAAGGAUCAGAUGAUUGCUUGUAAUAACAAAGAGAGUUGACAAUCAGUUGCCCUCCAAUUAAAUUGAAAUGCUUCAAUGAUUUUGGCGUGAUGUCACAUAGGAGUUACAACAGGAGUAGAGACGUCCGCCUCGAGACCUGAUGUGUGCUUUGCUGCUUCUGCAUACGAUAUUUCACUUUUAAUUUAUUAUAACGUUUUUCUUCAUUUUAAAUACACAUUCAAAUGCCUCAUUGUG